AUGUAUCUACCGCGGUCCCUGAUAUCGAAGCUCUACUCGCAUCUGCAAAACACUCGCCAUCCUCUCUCUCCGCCGGUAUUGAUCCUCGUCGCCCUCGAGCCGGACGCCCUCUGCGCAUGCCGAAUCCUCGCCCGCCUUCUCAAACAUGACUAUAUUCCGCACAAGAUCCAGCCCGUCGCGGGAUACAAUGACCUGGAAAAGGCUGGCAGGGAGCUGGUCGUCCCGAUGAUGGAGUCGCACGGCGGCAGCGGAGGCGUCGUUGUUUGCCUCGGCGUCGGAGGCAUGGUCGACCUUGGGCCGCUGCUGGGUCUGGAGCCCGAGGGCGAGGAAUCUCCCUACAGCGGCGUGGAAGUCUGGGUGCUCGAUGCGCAUCGGCCGUGGAAUCUGGCCAACGUUUUCGGCGGCUUCCCUCUCGAACCUGUCAACCAAGUAUCAAGCUCGUACAAGUCGAGGAGUCCAAUUGGAGUCUCAGGGGGGGCAAUCGAUCGGGCAUACAACUCGGGCAGGGGCGGAAUUGUGGUGUUCGACGAUGGCGACAUUGAAGGCGAUCUCACGACGGAACGCAAGGCAUAUCUUGCGCUUCUGGACAUGCCAGACAUUGAGGGUCAAGACGACGACGACGACAAUAACUCUAGUGAGGAUGACGAUGACGAGGAUGACGGUGAUUUUGGCAAUGAAUCUGCUCAUGCGGGGCAAAAGAGGAAGAGCUUGAAUGAAGAUGAUUCCAGCGACGACGAUGAGUCGCGGCCUCGCCAGCGGCGAAGAAGCAAUUCCUCGAGUUCGAUAGUCGGAUCUCCUACCCGACCGGAGCCCAGGGGUCUGCUGUCUAUCCGAGAUCCUGGUCCUAUACUGUCAAGCGAUCCCGUCGAACCCCCAUCAGGCGCCCAACCCUUGCCCGCCGCUUCAGCCCGUGCUUUGAGAAAACGACUACUACGAAUGCGACGAGAAAAUGAGACCGUCUUACACCAAUACUACAAGAUGGGCUCGUCUUUUGCCGAGCCCAUCUCAUCAAUGAUGUACUCUUUAGCCUCCGAACUAGGUCGCGAUGACAAUGACCUUCUUUGGUUGGCAAUAGUGGGCGUUACAUCCAUGGAGCUAUAUGGAAGGUCGUCAGCAGGGGUUGCUGCACCUGUUCGGUCUGGAGGUUCUGGGAAGCCAUCAGGGUGGUUUGGUGUACGAGGUGCUCGUCUACGGCAACUCUUGCGAGAUGAGGUUCGGAGACUGAAUCCACCGGAAGUCGCAAACGGAAAGACAGUCCCUGAAAACAAUGGCGUCAUACCAACCACGGCGAGGAAUCCUGAAGACACAGGGAUCCGUCUCUCGCCCGAGCCAAAGUUUCUCCUGAUUCGACAUUGGAGCCUCUACGAUAGCAUGCUACACUCACCAUACCUAUUCUCUAGGCUAAAAACUUGGAGUGAACCGGGCAUCAAACGACUGCACAAGCUUCUCGCCAAGAUGGGGGUCAGCUUGGCGCAAUGCAAGCAGAAUUACACUCACAUGGAUAUGUUACUAAAGCGUGAGCUCAGAGCGAAACUGUUAAAAUACGGGUCUCUCUACAACCUCGACGAGAUGGUUCCCUCGGUCGACACUGAUGGUAAAGAUCGAGCGGGAGCCAAGGAUGGAUGGGGCUUUGUCCGAAGUUGGGGCUGGCGCGCGACUCUCAGUGCUCAGGACGUCGGUGUCGUGAUUGGUGCACUAUUGGAAGUGGGCAGACACGCUCAAUCUCUAGAAGCGAUAAAUCCAGGGCCAAGCCAGAUGACGCGGGAGAUGGAGGACGAGUUGGAACUGGCUGCCCAAGGCGAUGAGUGGAUUACUCGGUUUUGGGAAGCUUAUGACGCGUUGGAAAACAUCGACGCGCUGAAAGCUGGACUACCGACCGCACAAUUCCUACACCGUGCAAUCUACCGAACGGGGACAUCACUCAUCAACAAGAAGCAAAUCAAGCACCUUCGGGCUUUCCGUAUGUGUGUUGUCAAGGAUGGCCCGGACGUAGCUCUCUUUACCCACCCAGCGGCGUUGACAAAACUGGCUCUCUGGAUCGGAGAAGCAUUAGCCGAGCAAGAAAAAGAAUCACACGGAAAGCUAUCUCACGGUGGCCGUGGAACACCCCUGGUGGUAGCAAGCUUGAACGAGAAGCGCGGAGUUUACGUUGUCGUCGGCACAGGUGGCGGUGGUGGGCCAGAUGCCGUCUUCAUGAAUAAAGCGACCAAGCAGGAGAGACAGGCAAACAAGGACGCCAAGACCAAGAAGAAAGAAGAGGCUCGACAAGCGAAAGAAAAGAUUAAACAGGACAAGCGCGCCGCUCGACGGGCUGCCGCUAAUGACGAUGACGGCGACGAUGACGAGCUGGAGACGGAGUCUGAAGGGUCAGAAUCAUCGGAAUCAGAAGAUGAUUCGGAUGAUGAUGAUGCGGAGAAUGACCGGAGCUAUGGCCUGAACAAGUUUGGAAAUGCAUUCCAAGAAGUCGUCUCCGAGACGAGUGCGCGCGUGAGAAUCGACAGCUUUGAGCAUUCUGUUGUGGAAGUCAAGAAGGAGGACUUGGGGGGCUUUCUUGAGAGUCUGAGCAUGAAGGCUGUAGUUGGUUGA
This is a messenger RNA of Trichoderma atroviride IMI 206040, 2586 nucleotides long. RefSeq lists its product as uncharacterized. Lineage: Eukaryota; Fungi; Ascomycota; Sordariomycetes; Hypocreales; Hypocreaceae. Gene Ontology annotation, molecular function: single-stranded DNA binding; chromatin binding; DNA replication origin binding. The record is from RefSeq and is a predicted model, not a curated record. Gene Ontology annotation, cellular component: DNA replication preinitiation complex. Gene Ontology annotation, biological process: mitotic DNA replication preinitiation complex assembly; DNA replication initiation; double-strand break repair via break-induced replication.